Molecule: messenger RNA, 2359 nt
Organism: Abrus precatorius (Indian licorice)
Lineage: Eukaryota; Viridiplantae; Streptophyta; Magnoliopsida; Fabales; Fabaceae
Exons: 10
Coding region: 190-1923 (577 amino acids)
Source: RefSeq, a predicted model, not a curated record
GAGAUAACACAAAUUUGAAAAUCAUACAGAGAGAGAGAGAGAGAGAGUGUGUGUGUGUGUGUGGGUGGGUGAGAGAGAGAGAGAGAGAGAGAGAGAGAGAGAGAGACCAAAAAAAGGAGUCAGUACCGAUUACCACAGAACCGAAAUUAGAUGAGAUAGAAGGAAGCAUUGCGUUUCGAGUUACCAAAAAUGACAACCUUGUCCAUGUCCAUCUCCACGUCCUUCCAAUCCGACAUGCUCUCUGCUUUCUGCAAAGGAUCUUCAACCUUCUGUUAUCUCCCACGCGCCACCGCACCCUUCCGCCUCAGGGCUUUCUCCACUGCCGUCUCCGAUAAGCCCUCCGUUUGCACCGCCGACGAGCUCCACUAUGUCUCCCUCUCCAAUUCCGAUUGGAGACUCGCUCUCUGGCGUUACCACCCUUCUCCUCUCGCACCUCGCAGGAAUCACCCUCUGUUACUCUUGUCAGGAGUGGGGACCAACGCCAUUGGAUAUGACCUUUCCCCUGAGUCAUCGUUCGCACGUUACAUGUCUGGUCAGGGAUUUGAAACUUGGAUUCUUGAAGUACGAGGAGCUGGAUUGAGUGUUCGGGGAUUAAAUUCCAAUGAUAUUAAAAAAUCUGCCAAUGCAAUAUCUGAGAAGAUGGAAGCUGUGUCGGAGAGUGCAAUCGAUGGAGCUGUGGCUUCGAAAACUGAAUUGAACAACAUCUCUUGUGCAGUUUCUGAACCUGACAUUAUUUCCCCAAAUGGAUUAGAAACUGAGAAAUUGACUUUCAAAGAAGACUUAACUAGGUUAGCUACUGUUUGGGAUGAAUCAAAGUUGGUGGCAAGAUUGACGGAAACCUUUAUGCGUUUGUCAGAAAGAGUGUCUGGGUUUCUCAGUGAAAGUCAAUCGAAGGUCAUGUUUGCCAAAUUAUUAGAUCAGAUUUCAAAACUUUUGGUCGAUUCUCCAUUAUAUGAACAAUUCAAUGAGAUAAGGGGAAAGCUUUCAACUUUGUUGGAAACAAGGCAAAACUCUGGCAUUACUAGCCAAAUAACUGAUCUGAGUCAAAAGCUGGUAAAUAUUAUUGAGGAAGGUCAGCUAUCUGUUUCUCCUCAAAUUUUUGAUCUACAAGCUCGCUUCACUACUACAAUAGAAGAUUUUCAGAAGCAACUUGACUUGAUGGUGAAAUAUGACUGGGACUUUGAUCAUUACUUGGAAGAAGACGUGCCUGCUGCGAUAGAAUACAUAAUGAAACAAUGCAAGCCAAAAGAUGGAAAAUUACUCGCAAUUGGACACUCCAUGGGUGGUAUCCUGCUUUACUCUAUGCUGUCACGGUUUGGUUAUGAAGGAAAAGAACCCAGAUUGGCUGCAGUAGUUACACUGGCAUCAUCUCUGGACUACACGUCAUCCAAAUCAACUCUAAAGUUACUCUUACCCCUUGCAGAUCCUGCACAGGCUCUGAAUGUCCCUGUUGUUCCUUUAGGGGCAAUGUUGGCAGCCGCUUAUCCUCUUUCAUCUCGUCCACCAUAUGUAUUCUCCUGGUUAAAUACUUUGAUUUCAGCUGAGGACAUGAUGGAUCCAGAUUUAUUAAGAAGGCUGGUCUUGAAUAACUUCUGUACCAUACCCGCAAAACUUAUCUUGCAGCUCACAACAGCAUUUCGAGAGCGUGGUUUAUGUAAUAGGAAUGGGACCUUCUUUUACAAGGACCAUCUACACAAAAGUAAUACCCCUAUCUUAGCUAUUGCUGGGGACCAGGAUCUGAUUUGUCCUCCUGAAGCAGUAGAAGAAACUGUCAAGCUAAUUCCGGAGCACCUGGCUACCUAUAAAGUUUUUGGAAAACCUGGAGGGCCACAUUAUGCUCACUAUGAUUUGGUUGGAGGAAGGAUGGCUGUGGAUCAGGUGUAUCCCUGUAUAAUUGAAUUUCUUAGUUGUCACGACAAGUGAUGUACAACAUCAAUUUUGAUCAAAUACAUUAGUCUUGGAUCAUGCUUGAUAAUUAUAUCUCCAAACAGAAAAGCCGAAUGAAUAUCAGACCUUUUGUGCAUUGGAGUGUGGAGUUUUAUGUUUCCUAACCAUUGCAGUAAAGGGUAGGACUCUGAACUGAAAUACGAUAGUAAUAGGAAUUAUGAGGAGUUUGUAAAAAAAAAAAAAUAUUUGCAGCAUUGCCUCUGAAUGGGUGUAUGAUUUAUGUACAGAAUUUUGUACAUGAUACAUUAUUGUGACUAUAACUUGCCUAGGUUUCUUGAAUGCGUUUGACCAAAUGGAGUGCCUGAUAAGCCUCCUCUGGUCUGCAUUUCUUGACAUGGAUGGAUGCUCCAUCUAUAGUUGUGCUUACACUUUAGAUGACAUUUAUUUAGUUGAUUCACUUGCAAAAGUUGGG